AUGAAGUGGGCCGUCAUGACACCCGACGGUAAUGAGUACGCCCUGGCUAUAUUGGAAUAUAAAAACUCCCAUACGAUAAAUGCCAAGGACUUCGAAACCGCGAAGGCAGAAACAGAAGAAGAAGCAGAUGAAAUGGAGGCAAGAGCAUAUGAUAAUGACGAUGGGGAAAUUACCCUUCUCUCCAAUAAUGCAGUAAUUCUGGGCAAGCAAUGCGCAAAAUAUGGUAAAUCAGCGAAGCGUGUUGGUUUGUUUGACUACUUAUCAUUGUUUUUGUGGGAAUUCAAGGCAGACGAUGUCGAUGGGUACCAAUACGACCGUGGAUUUCUGUUCUCAGAAACCGGAGAAGGAGGGAAUAUGACCUUCCGGAAAUUACUGUUUGCAUGGAUCGCAGACGCUGUUGAGGAAUGGAAAGCUAGCAAUCUUCUAGAUGAGCGAGCAAUUGUGAAUAUUUAA
Penicillium taxi is the source of this 453-nucleotide messenger RNA. RefSeq lists its product as uncharacterized. The transcript has a single exon. The record is from RefSeq and is a predicted model, not a curated record. The coding region runs from base 1 to 453 and encodes 150 amino acids. NCBI's taxonomy places the organism in Eukaryota, Fungi, Ascomycota, Eurotiomycetes, Eurotiales, Aspergillaceae.